AUGUCCCAAAUAUCAAUUCUCGAUCUGCCGCCCGAGAUUCUCAGCCAGAUCUUCUCGAUCUGCGUGCAAGACUCGCGACACAUCCCCACCGCCAUCCUCCUCACCUGCCAGCGAUUCUACCGCCUCUCCCUUCCCAUUCAGUAUCACGACCUCAAGCUUUCUUUUCCCUGCCAAUUACGAGUCAUAUGCCUGCACCGGGCUCUGCAGUCGAACCAGGCCUUGGCCUUACUCGUUCGGUCUUUAGUCCUGGACCUUAGACCCAUAUACCCCGCUGAAUAUAUCACAAUAGACGACUACACAGCGGCAGCCGACGUCCUCACUUGGUGUCGCGCGGUCCGCACCCUGAAGAUCUGGGGCGUGGCAUUCCUCGCGCCAAAAGACAGGAUAUACUCACGGACUGAGGCUGUAUCGGGGCAGAUAAUUGACCUCAGUCGAUGGGAAAUUCUUAAAUAUGCUCUCCGGAAGCUCCCCGCCCUGAGACGGAUCGAGUUGGCAACGGAACCGGAUUCGCCCGUCUAUGGGUUUGAUUGUCGCUUCGACUGUCAGCUACAGGGGUACGGGGAGCUACAAACAUUACCGGGCACUGGUACGAAAGUUUUCAAAGCGAUUAUCAAGAGGGCGCGCAAGUGUGCUGUUGCACUACAGCCCGAGCUGGUACAGAGUGAUGUGAUUGGGCCUCGUCAGCCACGUCCGGUCCCCAGCCACCCGGUCGACUUUUGCAUCGCAUUUGGGUCGGGAUACGCGACUAAGAUGGCCGCGGAAGCAAUCGUCGACGUAAACAUAAUCAACGGCUGGUUGAAGGCGCAUCCGCACGUGCUACGACGUAUAAUUCUUGGGCAUUCCCCACUCGCCGCCGAGUUUCACGCGGCGCGCUGGCGCACGGUCUCCUGUCCCGAAUCGCAGACACGAUCAUGCUCUUCUGGCCACGGGUUCGCUCCUCCCUCCACGAUAGCCGAGCGACUUUUGAGUCCAGCUGUGCACACGUUCGUCUGGAACCUAUCCUUUUAUGAGGUGACGUGCGAAGAUUUCGGGGAACGGGAAGAGGACUGGCUGCGUAAAAUGGCCGGAUUUAUUGUCGCCGCCGCUCCGCCGGCGCUGCGGACGAUCCAGCUCGACUUUGACCCCGACCCGCAUCAUUUCCUGCCCACCAACCCGGAGGAGUAUCCAUGGGACCGAAUCACACGACUGGAGCAGGAGCUGCGGGUUUUGGGGUUAGAAUUGAAGUAUACACCCCCGAGUGUCACGCGAGAAGAGUAUGAAGAGCUUUGCCGCAUGAGCCAGGGGAAUGACGAUGAAUGGAGCGACACGGCCAUAGCCUAG
This is a messenger RNA of Aspergillus japonicus CBS 114.51, 1320 nucleotides long. RefSeq lists its product as uncharacterized. The record is from RefSeq and is a predicted model, not a curated record. Lineage: Eukaryota; Fungi; Ascomycota; Eurotiomycetes; Eurotiales; Aspergillaceae. Bases 1 to 1320 code for a protein of 439 amino acids. The transcript is spliced from 2 exons.